This is a messenger RNA of Acaulospora colombiana, 212 nucleotides long. The record is from the annotation of a GenBank genome assembly. NCBI's taxonomy places the organism in Eukaryota, Fungi, Glomeromycota, Glomeromycetes, Diversisporales, Acaulosporaceae.
AUGGCGAAACAUAAUCCCGAAUUAAAGAAUAUUCGUAAGGUUACUAUCAAACCGCAAAAAACCUUAUUUUGGAGAUAUCAAAGGGAGGAUGAUUCAUAUUUGGCCACUAUAGAAGCUUUAUACUAUUUUUUGAAAGAAUAUUGUGAAGUUUACGAAAUACCUAAGGAGGUUACUUCCAAAGAAGGAAUAUUGUCAAAUGGUUACGAUGGAAG